AUGUCCGCGCCCACGGCACCGCAGCCGGUGAAGCUCUCCCUGCCCUUGGAAUACCAGCAAAGCCUCUUCCAGGAGCUCAGGGCCGAGGAUGAGCUCGUCGUGAUCGCCCGGGGCCUGGGCCUCAUGCGCCUCGUCACGAACCUCCUCCACUCGUACGAUGCCGCCGGGAACAAUCUGAUCAUCGUGCUCAACGCCGAGGACCGUGAGAAUGGCUGGAUCGGCGAGGCGCUCGCGGAGCAUGCCGCCAUCAGCAUGUCGCCCAAGGCCCGGGGCCUGACCGUCGUCAACACAGACUUCACGAGCGUCGCCGCUCGGGAGAAGAUGUACGCGCACGGCGGCAUCUUCAGCAUCACCUCGCGCAUCCUGGUGGUCGACCUGUUGACCAGCCUUCUCGAUCCGGAGAGCAUCACAGGCAUCGUCGUGCUGCAUGCCGACCGAAUCAUUGCCACGUCCCUCGAGGCGUUCAUCCUCCGGAUUUACCGGCAGAAGAACAAAGUCGGCUUCCUCAAGGCUUUCUCGGACAACCCUGACCCCUUCACUACCGGCUUCAACCCUCUCGCCACCAUGAUGCGCAACCUGUUCUUGCGCAAGGCGUCCCUUUGGCCGCGCUUCCACAUCUCGGUCGCCAAGUCGCUCGAGGGCAAGAAGAAAGCCGAGGUGAUCGAGCUCGAGGUUCCCAUGACCGAUGCCAUGAAGCAAAUACAAAAUGCCAUUCUCGAGUGCGUCGAGGUCAGCAUCCACGAGCUCAAGAAGGGGAACACGGGCCUCGAGAUGGAUGACUGGAACCUCGACAGUGCCCUGCUCAAGAACUUCGACGUCAUCGUGCGAAGACAGCUGGACCCCAACUGGCACAGGGUCAGCUGGAAGACGAAACAGAUAGUGGGAGACCUCACAGUGCUUCGGGGCAUGUUGCAGUCGAUUGUUGCUUUCGACGCCGUCUCAUUCCUGCAACACCUAGACACCAUUCACGCAGCGCACUCGCCUCCGCCAGGGUCUACUCGACAGAACCAGUCGCCCUGGCUAUUCCUGGACGCGGCCCAGACCAUAUUUGACACAGCAAAACGAAGGGUCUACACGGGGAAGCAAAAGACUGGGCCGGACGCAUCCAUCGACUCUCUCCACCCCGUGCUGGAAGAGCAGCCAAAGUGGGCCGUUCUCGCCGAAGUUCUAGAGGAGAUCGAUCGCGACCUCUACUUUGAUCCGAUGCCGCGAGAUGACUCCAACGGGACCAUCCUCAUCAUGUGCGGAGACACAGACACCUGCCGUCAGCUGAGAGACUACCUGCAGACGAUGCACGUGCGGCCGCAGGCGGAGAAGAAGAUCGAGGCCGUCUUUGACGAGGAGGAGGUCAAGGCGUCGGCAGCGUUCAUGAUGCGGCGAAAGCUACGGAACUACCUCAAGUGGAAACGAGAGUUCGCCCACGCCAGCGCCACCCUCUUUGCCGAGAACCAAAAGGCUCUCAACAACGCCGUGGAUCCCCGGACAGGGCAGAGCAGGAAUAGCCGAGCGCCGGCUAACAAACGGAGGCGGGUGCGCGGGGGCGGCAGUGUGGGCCUCAUGGCAGGGCGGGCGGAGAACGGGUCGAUCGCUCAGUAUUUCGAGAAGCCCGGCGAGGUCGCGGACCUCAUGGCCGAGGUCCGGCUCACGGAGGAAGAGGCGAAGCAAAAGGCGGACGUCAUAGCCACGGCGGACCCGCUCGAAGACAUGGACGACUACUACGAGCUGUUCGAGAUGCAGGACCUGGUGGCCAUACACGCCUACGACGGAGACCAGGACGAGCACGUGCUCGAGGAGGUGAAGCCGCGCUACGUCAUCAUGUACGAGCCGGACGCCUCGUUUAUCAGACGGGUGGAGGUCUACCGGUCGUCGCACAGCGACAGGAACGUGCGGGCGUACUUUAUGUACUACGGCGGCUCCGUCGAGGAGCAGCGGUACCUGUCCGGGGUGCGCAGGGAGAAGGACGCCUUCACCAAGCUGAUCAAGGAGCGCGCGGGCAUGAGCGUCGUCAUGACGACGGACGCGCACGGCGCCGAGGACCCGCAGGAGCAGUUCCUGCGGACCAUCAACACGCGCAUCGCGGGCGGGGGCCGGCUCGCGGCGACGGCGCAGCCCCCGCGCGUCGUGGUCGACGUGCGCGAGUUCCGGUCCUCCCUGCCGAGCCUGCUGCACGGCAAGUCGAUGGCCAUCGUCCCUUGCAUGCUGACGGUGGGCGACUACAUCCUCUCGCCCAGCGUCUGCGUGGAGCGCAAGUCGGUCUCGGACCUCAUCUCGUCCUUCCGCGACGGGCGCCUCUACGCGCAGGCCGAGGCCAUGUUCCAGCACUACCGCAGCCCGAUGCUGCUCAUCGAGUUCGACCAGAACAAGUCGUUCACCCUGGAGCCCUUUGCCGACCUGUCGGGCAGCCUCAGCAGCGUGGCGCCGACCAACACGUCGUCGGACCUGCAGUCCAAGAUCGUGCUGCUGACGCUGGCGUUCCCCCGGCUGCGCAUCAUCUGGUCGUCGUCCCCCUACGAGACGGCCGAGAUCUUUGAGCGGCUCAAGGCGCAGGAGGAGGAGCCGGACCCGAUCGCGGCGGUGCGGGCCGGGCUGGACAAGGACGCGAGGGCCGACGACCAGCCGUUCAACACGGAGCCGCAGGAGAUGCUGGGCGUCGUACCCGGCGUGACGUCCAAGAACAUCAAGAGUCUGAUCCUGGAGACGGAGAACAUCAAGGAGGUGGCCAACAUGGACCCGGCCGAGCUGGAGCCGCUCGUUGGCAAGGAGGCGGGCCGGCAGAUCCACGCCUUCUUCAAGAAGGAUGUUAUCGAGGAUGAAGAUUAG
Molecule: messenger RNA, 2820 nt
Organism: Thyridium curvatum
Lineage: Eukaryota; Fungi; Ascomycota; Sordariomycetes; Thyridiales; Thyridiaceae
Exons: 1
Coding region: 1-2820 (939 amino acids)
Biological process (GO): double-strand break repair via single-strand annealing, removal of nonhomologous ends; nucleotide-excision repair involved in interstrand cross-link repair; double-strand break repair via homologous recombination
Cellular component (GO): nucleotide-excision repair factor 1 complex
Molecular function (GO): single-stranded DNA binding; damaged DNA binding; single-stranded DNA endonuclease activity
Source: RefSeq, a predicted model, not a curated record